AUGACUCUACCUGGCACUAUUAAGAGUGACAUAUGCAAGUCAGGCACUGGGAACUGGCACUGCAUAAGGUCAUUCCAAGAACUUUUCUCUCAACAUGGAUACCGGGAGAGUAGUAUCGAAGCUGAAAUAUGGGAUAUCAGCAUGAAACCUGGUCCAACCAGGAUAGUCUGGGCAGCCGUGGGAUCUCCAGCUGACCUCUUCUGCAACAUGACCUCACCCAUCCCAGGUGACCCAGCGUUACUAGUCCUCUGGUACAAGAAUGGCAUCCACAAGCCCAUUUACAGGACGCUCAAAACUUAUAUGCUUCCUGGUGCUUUGGCAGCCGAGUCUCUCCCGAAGGCGGAGGCUGAGCCGUUUAAAAGUCUUGAAGAGGAUGUCUACGACGCGAGGAACCGCCCGGCAAGCCACUGGCAGAAUCCGUCACACUUCCAGGACCGCGCAGUCUUCAACGUCGAAACAGACACGCUAAUGCUCAAGCAAUCAAAGGCAGAAGACCAAGGGACCUACAGGUGUCGCGUUGACUUCCGCACCAACCCGACCCUCACCUUCACCACCAAUCUCACUGUUAUAGUCCCGCCAAGGAGGCUCACGGUCUACACGGACAUGAACGUGGAGGCGAGGAGGUCCGUCGGCCCCUACCUGGAGGGGGAGACCUUGAGACUCACCUGCAAGGCCUACGGGGGAUCGCCGCCCCCGAGAGUCACCUGGUGGGAGGGGGCGUUGCUUUUGGACAUGACCCCUGAAGUCGAGACCUUAGACGAAGUAGCGAACACGUUGGUUGUCCCUUCACUCUCCCGACGGGACCUGAACCGAGCCCUCACCUGCCACGCCCAGAACUCCAACCUGACGGAGCCACUGACCACCACGCUCACCCUCGACAUGAACUUCCCCCCUCUGUGGGUCCGCUUCGAGAGGACCUUCGAGGCUCUGAGUGCCAACGUCGCCUACUCGAUCGUGUGUGAGAGUGCCGGCUCUCGACCCCCUCCUCUGGUUACAUGGCGUCUUCAUGAUACUAUACUUACUACACACACCGAGACGACGAGCCACGAGGGAAACCUGACAACCAGCGAGCUAAAAUGGACACCCACAGUGGGAGAUGUGGGGAAGGUGCUGUCGUGUCAGGCCGAGAGUGAGAAAAUCGCUUACCCUCCCUUGAUUGUGGAGUGGCACCUCGAUAUCUAUUGUGAAUACGCCAUAACGAUCCUGAAGCCCGGGAAAUCACUCAAUCUAAGCAACAUCGAAGAGGGAGAUGACGUCUAUUUCGAGUGCUCCAUCCAAGCCAAUCCUUGGGUUUACAAGAUCAUUUGGUUGCAUGAGCUCCGAGAACUACACCACAACGUGUCAGCGGGCGUGAUCAUCAGCAACCAGAGCCUCGUCCUGCAGAGGGUGACACGGGCGGCCACCGGCAACUACUUCUGCGUGGCCUCCAACGUCGAGGGUGACGGGAAGUCCAACCCCAUCCUCCUGCGGGUCAAGUAUUCCCCCGUCUGCCGCAAUGAACAGAUGACCUACCACGGCGCCGCCAGGUAUGAACAGGUGAACAUUCCCUGCGAGUUGGAUGCCUUUCCUGAACCUCACUCCUUUCGAUGGACGUUCAAUAACAGCGGGGAGAGUGUUGAGAUCCCGCAGACAAAGAUACACAGAUUGGGGUCACGGUCGACGGUGAGCUACACCCCCAACACAGAGCUGGACUACGGGACGCUGCUCUGUUGGGGGACCAAUUCUGUGGGUCUGCAGCGCCACCCGUGUGUCUUCCACGUCUUUCCUGCGGGCCGACCCGACCCCGUUCACAACUGCUCGGGCUUCAACCUCUCCGAAACCGUAGUGAACGUGCGUUGUGUUGCUGGCUUCGACGGCGGCCUCCCACAGACGUUCGUUCUCGAGCUGUACGAACCCCACACCAACGUUCUCGUGGCCAACGCAACGAGUAUGGUGCCGAGGUUCGUGGUGGGCGGCCUGCAACACGGGAUGACCUUUACAGCCGUCGUGUACUCGAGCAACGGCAAAGGGCGUGGCGAAAUGGUGUCCUUCAAGGUGUACACUCUCAAGGACGUUGCAGAGAAGCGCACAGCCGCCGUCAAGCCCCCGCCCACGAGGGGAAGCAACUCGGAGCAGCUGCAGGCGGGCGGCAUCAUCGCCGUGGUGCUGGGCGCGCUGGGCGGCCUGCUGGUGGUGGCCAUCCUCAUCUGCGCCGUCGUGCGGGUGCGGCACUUGCGGCGCGAGGAGAGGCGGAGGCGCGGGUGCGGGCGCGCGGGCGUGAGGGACACGGUGGUGAGCGGCCAGGACGACGGCGGGGGGGCGUGCCAGGCCAAGACGACGGCGACGGGGGCGGUCAAGGAGUUCCCCCCGCCCCCCGCCUCGCCCAGGGACGCCGACGAGAAGAACCCGGAUGUCAUCCCGCUCUCAGAUUCGGAUUCGUGGAACAUGGAGGUUGUCAAUACUAUUAGCACAGCCUCGUUACCUUCCACUUACGUAACACUACCCAGGUCUUCACGGGGUUGUAGCCAUGACAACUACCAGGAGCACUUAACUGAGGGACCCUUCUUUUGA
Messenger RNA from Penaeus vannamei (Pacific white shrimp), 2550 nucleotides. The record is from RefSeq and is a predicted model, not a curated record. Lineage: Eukaryota; Metazoa; Arthropoda; Malacostraca; Decapoda; Penaeidae.